GGCCCCUUCACUGCGAGCACCUGCGGACAGAGCAUCGCGCUGAUAAAUAUCCCCAUGCCCCAGCCUGAGGACGGCCACAUAUCCAGCUUCACAACCACUCCAUCGCCCUCUCCAUACUCCCAUCCCCUCCUCUUGUCCCCGUCCGCCCCCAGGUACGACCACAGCGUCGCCCCAUCCCGUCACACCUCCUCUUCACCAUGCAGCGGCACGCCAGCUACGGGUAUGCCCAGGCAGCCCCCACCACCCACAGAUACUCGGGCACCAGCAGUGCCUUCAGCGCCAGUGCGAACCCCAACGAAGACUGGACCAAGAUCUCGGAUCUGGCAGAGCGGAGACGAAUUCAGAACCGGAUCGCGCAGCGCAACUACCGCAAGAAGCUCAAGAAGAGGCUCGAAGACCUCGAGCGCCGCGCUGCCUCCAGCUCUGCGUCGCCAGAGCAGCAGCCGGCCGAGCUGGACCGCUCCCACUCGCAGCCUCGUGAGGAGUUCCAUUCGCCGAGCUCCUCCGACUCGGUGGACCACCAGGAAUACGGCCGGCGGACGCCUGAGAUGCAGAACCAGUAUCUGCCACACCACGAGGAGCGCGGCAUGUUCUCGCAUCAGUACACCCGCCAAUUGUCGACGUCGCCACCGCCCUUCUCGUAUUCGACGUAUCCAGCUCCCGACGCCGUGUCGUACGCCCCGUAUGCACCUGCCUACAGCGGCCUGCCCGCGACGACGGCGCCUGAGAUGCCAAUGUACUCGCCGUAUCUGCCGCCGCUGUCGUCUGCCUACCCCACCACGCUGCCCAGCCUGGUGCACCCAAUGAAAGGCGAUUUCUAUGGCGAGGACGACAUCAGCCCCUUCAGCAUGAGCUACGCGACUAUGGCUGGCAUCGAGAUUCCCGCGCCGCACUCCUACGUUUCCGACGCUCAUGUGAGACUCCCCAGCAAGCCGUACUAUGCCCACAGCCUCUCUUCCUGAAGCCUAUCCAUCACUCCCUUUCGUCGCCAUACAGCAGAGCCACCGCUGACCGCAAGACUGGCAGACACCACCACUGCUGGAAUCUUUCGAUCACUCAACGACGGGGUCGCCCCCAGACUCGGCAACAUACAACCCUACCACGCCCAACUCGAUGCCAGGAACGCCUCCUCUUCAUCUGAUCUGAUCUGAUCUGAUCUGAC
Messenger RNA from Mytilinidion resinicola, 1162 nucleotides. RefSeq lists its product as uncharacterized. Lineage: Eukaryota; Fungi; Ascomycota; Dothideomycetes; Mytilinidiales; Mytilinidiaceae. Gene Ontology annotation, biological process: regulation of DNA-templated transcription. Gene Ontology annotation, molecular function: DNA-binding transcription factor activity. The transcript is spliced from 2 exons. The record is from RefSeq and is a predicted model, not a curated record. The coding region runs from base 198 to 962 and encodes 254 amino acids.